Aureobasidium melanogenum CBS 110374 is the source of this 1386-nucleotide messenger RNA. RefSeq lists its product as uncharacterized. Gene Ontology annotation, molecular function: methyltransferase activity. The record is from RefSeq and is a predicted model, not a curated record. The coding region runs from base 1 to 1386 and encodes 461 amino acids. The transcript is spliced from 3 exons. Lineage: Eukaryota; Fungi; Ascomycota; Dothideomycetes; Dothideales; Saccotheciaceae.
AUGGACCCUUUGUGGGCUUCGUUUCAUGAGAAAGUCUUCGACAUUCAAGAUGCUGCUCAAAUCCUCUCUCAGGCGGCCUCAAAAGGCGAGUUUGCGGAUGCUGUCACGAAGGCGGAUCGAUCGAUUACAAAAUCCCUGGUACCUCCACGAGCCUCAUCCGAGUCGCUUCGGGCUCGAACGUCAAUUUUGGAGAGUUCAGACUCCCUUCAAAAUAUGCUUCGUGACCCUCGUGGCUUACUCGAACAUCUAAUGUUCCAGGUUCAGCUGCUUGCAUCCCUGCAAUGGCUCAGCAGCUUUCAAGUGCUUGCCUGUAUUCCCAUAGAGCAGCCAACAACCUUCGAAGAUGUAGCUGAGCUGGCCAGCGUGCCAAGCAGUCAACUCAUCCGUGUCACACGCAUCGCAGCUAUGGCUGGGUUUCUGCGCGAACCAAGAUCAGGUCAUGUUGUACACAGUGCAUUGUCAGCGCAAUUCGUGCUCGAGCCAUUCUCACUGGAUGCACUAUUGUUCAUCUCUGACGUCGCCAAUCCGACCUCAAUGCAUAUGACAAGAGCCACCAGGACAUAUGGAGAGACUCAGAAGCUAGAACAAACACCUUAUCAGCUUGUUUUCCACACUACACCUGAUUCUGUGGUUGACACGAAGAUUCGCCGUCAGCAUGCCGCUUUCGAUCGCCUGAGUGCAUAUAACUAUGUCAACGACUUGCCAUCGAUGUAUGAUUGGCAAAGUCUAGAUGCAGGAACGGUGGUAGAGGUCUGCGCUCGAUCUGUAGACACAAUCACAGCUCUACCCCAGUUAUCAGAGAAGCUCGAAUUCAUCGUUCAGACGAACGAUAGUAAGAUGUACGACCACAUGACGCUCCUCUCUCGCUCUGGUCAAAAAUAUCGGUCGUCAUCCGCUCCUCUGAAUAAUACCACUUUACCGACUACUCAAGGAUAUGAUAACCCACUGGCGCCCGUGAAAGUUCAGUAUCGCACUGAUGGUGGGCCACAAACAGUUCAAGGAGCAGCAGUCUACCUCUACUACGUUCCUCCACCAUCUACAACCAGAAAGAUCGAACAAGUGCUUGCUGAGCUCGAUGCUGAACUCCGAGCACAUUACGCGGUGCUUCAGAGCCGCCCCAAUUCAACCAUGCUUGUGGUGAUGCAUCUGCUUCCCGAUCCAGGCGCACUCAGUGGACAGGUGGAAGCGAAUCUUCGUACGCUUGACAUGUUGCUCCAUCAACUCACCAAUCAGAGAUUGUUGGAAAAGCGGGACGUACUGAAUGUUCUGGGCAAGAUACGUGACAGUACUGGUCGUCUUGUUCUGAUCAAGACGUCUGUCGAUCGUCAUUGGCCAGUCACAGUCUUGGAGAUCAAAGCUGAAGUGUACCAAACAUCUUCGUUGUGA